AUGGGAUUUCCUCAAAAUCAUGUCUUUCCUAUCACUAAUACACUUCAACUCUUCUCUUUGCUCUUCUUCUUAGCUUCAACAUUCACUCAACUUCAACAACAACAGCCAUUCCUCGCUCAAGGUUUGUCAAUUCCUCAACAAAAUAUGGCACUAAAGGUACAAAAAAAAAAAUUGAUAGGAAGAGCAUUAAUAGGAUCAAGCCCACUGUUUAGGAAAACCCCGAAACACCCACCAAGAUGCCAAGGAAGAUGCAACAAUUGCGGACAUUGUGAAGCAAUUCAAGUUCCAAUAGUACCUCAAAAAGGUUUUCCAAGAAGCCAUUUUAUGCAUUCAACUCCAACAAUUGCAUAUUCAAGAGGAGAUGGAUUGUCUAAUUAUAAACCUAUGAAAUGGAAAUGCAAGUGUGGAAAUAUUAUUUUUAACCCUUGA
Messenger RNA from Chenopodium quinoa (quinoa), 429 nucleotides. RefSeq names its product EPIDERMAL PATTERNING FACTOR-like protein 2. Gene Ontology annotation, biological process: stomatal complex development; guard cell differentiation. The coding region runs from base 1 to 429 and encodes 142 amino acids. The record is from RefSeq and is a predicted model, not a curated record. NCBI's taxonomy places the organism in Eukaryota, Viridiplantae, Streptophyta, Magnoliopsida, Caryophyllales, Amaranthaceae. The transcript has 4 exons.